UGUCCUACUCGUACUCAUUCUACGCAUGUCUCUUCUCGAGUAUUGAAUGGACGGCUAGUUCGCAGGGAUUUUCUAUUACAGACAGUCCUCUUUGGCGAACUUAUUGAUUUUCAUAGUGCUAAAUAUGUAACCUCCUUGGUUAUACGUGUUGUGGUCAAGUGAUUUUAAAAUAAUAAAAAAACAGUGCCUUUCGCGUGUGUUUAUAUUCAUAAAAUCGAUUUUUGGCUGGUGACAAGAAGCUGUGUCAGACGAUUGGUGGAAAAGAGACAGAAAAUAAGUUGCUGUUACAGAUAAGCGAAGCCGAGCAAGUGUCGGACUUUGAAAGGAUUCUUAAUUCUAAUGCAAUACUGUGCGAGCGAGCCCGCGGACACGUGUGGCGAAGCAGCGUUGCCGCGCACACCCCUUCGGCUUCACUACUUUCAAGACCUCGCUUUACUUACUCUUUACGAGCUGUGAGUCAAGCGUAUCAAAAUCUUUUUCAUCAGCACGAAGAAUCACUUCAGGAACUUAUCGACCGCCACCGUCAAGAAACGUCGGAUAAACAUAAACAGCAAACAACGACGAGCUUACUAGAAAACAGUUGGUACGAAAACCUACAAGGUCUUUCCGAAUUUUACGAAGACGAUCCAGCAUUGCAAAAAGAAAUAGAAACAAUCACAGAUCGUAUUAUAGCGGAUGAAGCUCGUGGUGUCGAGGGCGGACAAGUGACGACGCGAAGCAAUUUUAAUGUUAACUUAGCCGGGUUAAUAAGUUUACAUGUAAACGGAGAAGGAGUUUCACCAACUUUUCGUGACGACCUAGGUCCAUCACCUGAAGUAGAGAGAAUUGAAGGCUGCGAUGAAAAGGAAUGGCUCGAUCUGAGUAUGAGUGGAAACUCUGACAAAUAUUCGAAGGACACUAGUGAUUCAGGCGUAGAUUGCUUAGCACAACAUUUGAACACAAUCCAGAUUGAUUGCGAUGGGAAGGUGCCUACGAUAACAUUCAGCAAUUGUUGUGACGGUCGCUCGCAGGCUAAUAUACCUAACAAUUCCGAGGUCAUUAUUCAUCUCGCCCCGCCCUCCAUUGAAAGCGUUGACGAGGCACGGCCGCCUAUGAUGUGACUACGGCAUUGUAACGUCUGAUUAAAUUGUUACACAGUACGAUCGAGUUUCAUUGUCGCUUUUUAACAUUAAUUGACGAUCAUGAUUGCAAUUGAAUCUGAACAGCCGUUGACAAAAGAGGAGCGAGUGCCUAAAGUUGAACCGACGACCUCACAGAGAACCCUUACACGGUCUAGUGCCGUAAGCCAAAAAUCAGUAGACUUAGUCGUACAUCCGGAGAGCUCAAACAACCCUCUACAUAGAUCAAAAUUAGCUCCUACUCGAUCAUCAUCGGAGUCAUCGUCGGGAAAAAAGAUGCUUAAUUUGAGAAAAACCAAGAAUUCUUCAAUAGAAUCAACCAUGAGCUUACCAAACCAGAAAUCUUUGGAGAAGAAACACGGUAGUCUUCGACAUCAGAAAUCUAUUGGGGCUCAUUCGGAUAUAACUUUAAGCACACAGCCUACGAUGUCAGACGACAGGAAAGCUCUAAGGGAAGCCUUGUAUCAGGGUAUAUUUCAUAGACACAGGAGAACGAUUUUCGCAGUGGGAUCUUUCCUUAGAAUGCUGAGAAGCAAAACGUCCAAUUACGAUUCGAUUAGAUCUGAUUCGGACGAGAUUUAGCAGUCCUAAGCUAGUUCUAGUGAUUGUUAACGUAGGUAGUGAUACCACAGACUGCAAAUGUGCUUUUUAAAAGUUAUAAAAAUACAAUGUUAUUAGAUUUAGUAAUUUGUGAUAAGAUUCUUGUUUUAUAUUAAAAUGUUCCUAAUUAGAUUUGAUGAGGUUUUUAUUGUUACAAACCCUGCUUGAAACCCCAAUAAUUCGGUAUAUCAAAUUGUAUUAACACGAAUGUAACGUAUGCAAGAUAUUAUAAACAAAAGUGUGCCAAAACACUGAUCUAUCUCAUCAAGCUUAAUUGGUCAAAAAUGCUUAAACAUAAAAAGUUUUGUGUAGCAAUGUAAGUCAAAUUAUAAGUGCUGUUAGUUUUCUAUUACUAAGUCGCGUGACAAUACACAAGGACGUAUUAUGUUCCUGAUUACCUUGACUCUAUAAUAAAAAAAAAAAACAUUCGUUACGUUCAGAUUUUUUCGACUUAAACAGUUUAUGGUCGUAUUACAUUUAUGCUUACGAAGUUUUUAUUCUUUAAACGUUUCUAAUAUAACUUGAUAUUAUUAUUAACCAUUGUAUUCUAAUUUUAAAAAUGAUCGUUUUUAUUCGGCUAGUUGUACAAUAUUUUAAAAAUUAUUUAGAAAAUAAAUUUUAUUCUUAUGUGUUGCCUUUUGCAAGAGUGAUGCUAUAAUAAUAACGAACAUAGAGCUUAAAAUGUACGUAGUUUAAAUAAUAUACUACAUUGCAAUCGAUUUUUUUAAUUUUUAUGUACAGCAACACCCUAAAUUUCAAUGAAUAUAAUAUUAUCUUCGAAGUUUAAAAAAGUCCGCAGUAACUGACAGUUUAUUUAAAUUGAAGAUUUUUUUUGACUAAUUGUUGCUCUAUGUAAAAAUUAAAAUACUUUGAGUAGAUUAACAGUUAUUUUGCAAUGAUCGUGAUUUACAUUAUAAUAUCGAAUAGUGUAUAAACAAAGGAGAUUGUUGAACACAUUUUUGGAACAUUUUAUGCACUUUUAUAUAUUUGUACAUCUGAUGUUUUGUAUACCAUGCUGUUAUUAAUAAUAAAAUUAAAUAUAUAAUAUACAUACAUAUAUAUAUAUAUAUAUAAAGCCGGAACCAUAUUGCUUAAAUAUUUUUGUCACUUAAAAUGUAUUUAAUAUAGCGGAAAAUUUUAUUUUCAAAAAUGUUGCUGUCAUCGUAUUCUAAAAUACUUUAUUUCAAUUUCAUGUUAAAAUUUGCCGUAACACGCUGACGUCUUACCAUUUUUUUUAUUCAAACAAAAACAACAGUUUAUUUUUUAAUUUUAUUGUCAUGAUAUCUUUACAUUCAGCCAACAUGAACAUUAAUAUAUAUAUUAAUCUACACUUUAUAUGUAUAUAAUUGUAUAUAGAGUACAUAAACGAGCUUCGUGUUUUUAUUGAAUUAAAUAGCUUUUUACCGAACGUAGAUUUAGGAGUAGUGUUUAUUAUUUUAUUUUAGCAAUGGUUAAUUUUUAAAAUUGUAUUUCCAUUUAUAUACGUAAUUAAGCCAGCUGUACAUUAUCGUUUAAUAGUGUCAAUCUAAUGUCCAUUGUGUAUUACGUAUUUGCGAAAAAUAUUCGUAACUUAAUUUAUGACCUUCAACAUUAAAAAUUGUAUUCAUUCCAAAACUGUUACGAAAACUUUACAAAUAAAUUAUGAUUAUGUAUAUUUUGUUAAAAACAUAUAUUUUUUUGUAUAACAUCUUUAUUAAAAUUUAUGUAGCAAUUUUAAUGUUAUACGUUUUCAAGGAUUAUGUAUGGCUAGAUACAUACAUGCUUAGAUUAUUUAUAUAUAUGGGCAGUGUCACACUACAAAAAAAAAACUAAAUCAAAUGAGACAACUUUAUUAUCUUGGUGUCCGUGACAGCUACGCUUGAAACUCGCCAAACGUCAUAUUACUUUACUAGUGUGUGUUUAGUCACACAAACACACACUCGUAAACGCGUUCUCAUCUAUGUAGACAUAUAAAUAAUCAAAGCCUCUAUGGUUCUUUCUUUUUUUAAUCUGUGUUUUCGAUGGACAUUAGGACUUAAGAUUACAUCAUUGUGUUAAAUAAGGAACCAAAAAUAAUAAUAAGUUGUUUAAACGGUAAGUGAUUGUUUUUGUAGGGUUUUUAAUGUACUCGAUUUAUUUGAAACAUUCCUAUAAAUAAUAAUUUUAUAAAAAAAAACACUGUCCGAAAAGAAUUUAGAAAAAAAAAAUAAGACUGCAUAAUUUAAAAAUAGCAGAUUAAAAAAAUAAAAAUGUAAAAAAGGUUUCAGUUUAACAACUUACCGGCGUAAUUAAAAUUGUUUUUAUUAUAUAUAUAA
This is a messenger RNA of Vanessa tameamea, 4012 nucleotides long. RefSeq lists its product as uncharacterized. The transcript has 2 exons. NCBI's taxonomy places the organism in Eukaryota, Metazoa, Arthropoda, Insecta, Lepidoptera, Nymphalidae. The record is from RefSeq and is a predicted model, not a curated record. The coding region runs from base 1182 to 1700 and encodes 172 amino acids.